Molecule: messenger RNA, 1918 nt
Organism: Hevea brasiliensis (rubber tree)
Lineage: Eukaryota; Viridiplantae; Streptophyta; Magnoliopsida; Malpighiales; Euphorbiaceae
Product: putative serine/threonine-protein kinase-like protein CCR3
Exons: 2
Coding region: 170-1756 (528 amino acids)
Biological process (GO): protein phosphorylation
Molecular function (GO): ATP binding; protein serine/threonine kinase activity
Source: RefSeq, a predicted model, not a curated record
GUCAACGGGGUGUGAAUGUUCAUCUUUUUUACUGCAAUAUAUGUUUGUUGUCAUGGCCAUCUGUUCAAUUUUUUUUCAUUUCCCUUUUCUGACUAAAGUGGGAGAGAUUAACAAAAUCUGGUUUUGGGUUUUGAUUCUUCUGGAGAUUGAUAAUCCUUAGAGAAGGACUAUGGCUGAAUCUCUUCACAUAGAUGUUAAGCAAGAUGAUGAUAAUGGAAGUGAGAAGGCAGAUCGCUUUGACCAGAAGGUUGGUAGCCUGGAAAGUAUCUUCCUGAUCGCCAACUUCAUCUUCGAGCUUCCAUCGGCUGCUUUUGAUCAGUUAUCCUCGGCGCAAAAGCCCCAGUAUGCACUCCUUAGUAUGUUAAUUUCUUUCACAGUCUUGAUCAUUUCCAUUAUUGAUCUCAUUCAUAAGGGUCGAAAAGAAAGAGUUACUUGGAUGAUUAGAGGCCUGAUACCAUGGUUUUAUUAUCCAUACCCAAAUCUCAAGCCUUUUGGGACAUUUCCUGACAUUAUUGGAUUAGUUUGUGCUGUUUUUCAAUUCGUUUUUGCAGCAACAUCAUAUGGCUUUUUGUCUCAGCACUCUGAUAAUCCUAUCAAAGUAUCGGUUUGGCCUGUAUUCUUUGCCUUUGGUCUAUUGUGUUCUAGACUUUCAGGAAAUACUACACAAGAGAAACCAACACCACAUGUAAGGAGACUGAAUAGAGCAGAGGAAUUUGCUCUGUCUCAGCUUGCUGCUGCGACCAAUGAUUUCUCACUACAGAACAAGAUUGGCAUAGGACGUUCCUUUGUUGUUUAUAAAGGGAAACUACCAGAUGGUAGGGAAGUGGCUGUCAAGAGAGGAGACAUAGGUCAUCAAAGGAUGAAGUUUCAGGAGGAAGACAGUUUUUUUGAAACUGAAUUAACAUUCUUGUCAAGGCUUCACCAUAAACAUUUGGUUAGGCUUGUUGGAUAUUGUGAAGAAGAGAAUGAGAGGAUUUCAGUUUUUGAGUACCUAAAGAAUGGAUCUCUACAUGACCAUUUACACAAGAAUAAUAUUGAAAAGAAUAGUAGUCUGAUCAAUUCAUGGAAAAUGAGGAUCAAGAUUGCAUUAGAUGCUGCUAGAGGAAUUGAGUAUCUUCACAAUUAUGCAGUCCCACCGGUAAUUCACAGAGAUAUAAAGUCUUCUAACAUCUUGCUCGAUGCAAAUUGGGCAGCAAGAGUUUGUGAUUUUGGAAUGUCUAUGUUUGGUGCUGAAUCGGAAAGCAAUUACAAACCAAAGAAGGCAGCAGGAACAGUUGGAUACAUAGAUCCUGAGUUCUAUAGUCGAAAUGUUUUAACUAAAAAAAGUGAUGUGUAUAGUCUUGGUGUAGUAUUACUACAACUUUUGACAGGCAAGAGACCUAUAAUCAAGGAUGAAGACAAUGGAGGUGCAAUAACAAGUAUAGUGGACUUUGCGGUACCUAAAAUUUUGGCGAAUGAAUUGGUCAAGGUUUUGGACCACAGGAUUGGUCCACCACAGCUUGAUAAAGAAGCAGAAGCAGUGGAGUUGUUGGCAUAUACUGCACUUCAUUGUGUAAAUUUAGAAGGGAAAAACAGGCCAAGUAUAACUAACAUUGUUGCUAAUUUGGAGCAGGCUUCAUCUCUUUGUGAUGUUCAUAAGGAGGAUUACCGAUAUAGGGAAGGUGCAGAACAGUUGCAUAGUAGAUCAGAUGAGAUGGAGCCAAAUUCCAAUGGAAAAGAGAAACAUCACUCAGAUAUUUCAGAAAGGCAACAAUAAUUCUGCCAUGGAAUGCACAGACUGUUUCUACUCAGCUUAUUGUACUUUCUUUUUGCAAUUAGAAUCUUAUUUUCUCAAGCUGUAAGCUUUCAGUUUCAAAAUUGAAUUUCCAGGACAAUGAUGUACUGAAUAAUUAAUUAAAUACAAAAUACUUUAUAAUAA